GACGGUGGGGGCGCGCGGUAGGGAUUCCGCCGGCAUCGCGCCAUGGCGAGCAGGAGGCAGGAGCCGGGCGCCCAGGAGAACCGAGGCCCUCUCGCGCACCACGCCGCGCGCUCUCGUGCACACACACGCACUCCCUGCCGCGGUCGCCGCCGCGGCCACCAUCGUGGAUCUGAGCCCUGCGCCGGCCCCCUCCGCUGCGCAGCCGCACUUCUUCCCCCUUCCAGCCCGGUCUCUCCGGCGCCCCUCUGCCUUCUCCCACCUGCCCACCCCGGUCCUCGAUCUCCCCGCUGCUCUCCGUCUGUCUCGCCGCCGCUCCUGAGGAGCGGGAACCGGAGCCGGAGCGGGAACCGGAGGCAGCCGAGCCGGGGAAUGCCGGCCCGAGCGCAGCCGCGCGCCAACGGCGCGCCCGGGAUGCCUCCUGCGCCCACAGGCCCUGAGGCUCCAGUACCCACAGGUGGAGAGGGCAACUGAAUCCAGCUCAGGCUAAGCCCCACCCAGCUGUACUUCCCAGACACCCACCCAACUCUAGAGGAAGAAGCCUGGCGGCUCUUCAGGCAGCAGGCCUGGACUCCCUUCUCCUGAGGGAUCGGGUGACAGCUGUGUUUGGCUGAGGCUCA
Molecule: messenger RNA, 617 nt
Organism: Cercocebus atys (sooty mangabey)
Lineage: Eukaryota; Metazoa; Chordata; Mammalia; Primates; Cercopithecidae
Product: vegetative cell wall protein gp1-like
Exons: 3
Coding region: 43-471 (142 amino acids)
Source: RefSeq, a predicted model, not a curated record